Sardina pilchardus (European sardine) is the source of this 1503-nucleotide messenger RNA. RefSeq names its product transmembrane protein 272-like. The record is from RefSeq and is a predicted model, not a curated record. The coding region runs from base 201 to 728 and encodes 175 amino acids. The transcript is spliced from 4 exons. NCBI's taxonomy places the organism in Eukaryota, Metazoa, Chordata, Actinopteri, Clupeiformes, Clupeidae.
GUUCUGCAGCACCCCGAACAGUAAAAGCAUUUGCAGCAUUAUCAACGGUCUGCUAGUAUCAGGUGAGAAGACAUAAUUUACCUUAAUGGAAAAAAAUACAGUUUUAUCAUCAAAGGAGAUUUUUCAUGUGACGUUUUUUGGGAAUUAUGGUGAAUUGCAGUUGAACUUUGAGUCUUAAGGAUAAUCACCUAUGGUGUUAAAUGAGGAAGAUGGACCAGAGACAAAGAUCUCCAUUUCAAAUGGCAACAAUUGUUGUAGUGAACAUAAUCCUAUGGAUGAUACUGAUAUCAGCCAUAGGGAUGGGCACUAUGCACCUGAAUGACUGCCCCAUCCAACCGAACAUUCCAGUGUUUCUCAUAGUGACCGGGGUGUUUGGCCUUCUUUCUCUGAUGCUGACCUACACCAAGAACAUAUUCGAAGAAGGCGGAAUCUACUUGCUAUGCUCCAUAUGCAGCAUCAUCUCUUCCACUUUUGUAAUCUUCUGGCUUAUUGCAGGAAGCAAAUGGAUCUACUUCUUGUACCAACCAAACUACGACCCUCUGAGCAAAGACGGCUUUUGCCAGAAGAAACUGUACCUCUUUGCGUUUGGGUUCACCUGUGUGGCUGACCUCUGCCUGUCCCUGGUACUCAUCUGUACUCUCCUGCUCCUGCUCGUCAGCUGCAUCAAAACCCUCCUCCAACCGAGCCCUGGAUUCACCUCAUAUAACAGGGCAUACACAGAAAUCUGAUCAUUUAGUGGACAACAGUGUUGUUAUCGUUCAUAAGGAGUUAAAAUAAUCAGUGCUGAGAGAUGUAUAAAUGUAUCAUUUUAUUUUAAACUUACCUAAGCGCAUCAUGCUUCGUGCAUUAUGCUUAUCUAGUGCCAUGUUGCUUUAAGGCAUCACACUCUCUGUCUCCACUGUCAUGCACACAUGUUCCAUUAAACAGUGUGUGAAUGAAUCAAAUGGACAUAUUCUGCUUGUUGCAAUCACUCUGGAGUAUGUCUGUGCGGCUAUCUCCUCCAUCACAGAUAUUAGAAUCAUUGGUUCAAGUAAAUUGAAAAGGCCCACAAUAAAUCCUCCCCACCUCCCUCUGAGUGAGGUAAUCACUCAGGAAGUUGAGUGGGAUGGGGCAUAGGAGCAUUGCCUCAUUGAAAAAAAGGACUGUCAUUGGCUCAGCCCUCAUUACACAGCAACCAUGACAUUUUGUCUUCAAUGCACACAAACGUGCCCAAUGGAGCAUACCACUUCCUUUAGAGUUCUAAGGUUGGAUCAAACUGUGCAAUAUUGUAGAACAUGUCUAGUAUGUCACAUGUUAAUGCACAGUCUUUGGUCUGUAUAACACAUAAUAAAUGACCUACACAGUCACAGUCUACAAUAUAUUUCUAAUAAAGUAAUUAACAAAAAAUCAAACAAAUCCUUCUCAACUUCUCAGUAAUGAUAGUCAUUAACCUAUGGAGUCUUCCGAUGUUACCUCAAAACUAUACUGUAUUCUGCAUUAUAGCAUCAGAGUAUAGCAUCACCG